CCAUGUCACUGAAAACACUUCUAUUUCUAUUUAUUCGAUUAGCUCACACCACUCUUCAAAUCGAUCAACCCUCGAGGUCUUUAGUGCAAACCACCGUUCAAGUAUUGCAACGCAGUUUCCAAGAUCCCUUUGCAGCUUCGUGGAUCGUCUGGGAAGGCUCAACGCCAACGGCAGAACUUCUACUGGGUGACCUGCUGGAUACGAUCACCGUUAACUUACGGGGAUCCAUUCCAGUACAACUCAAUGUACAGGAAGCCGAAAAUCAGCGGAGACCUUGGGUCCGAAACGUCCUACUGGUCGAUGGUUACGAAGCCUUCGCAAAGCUACGCUCCGGGUUGUCUCUGGAACGUAAUGAUUUCUCCGGUAGAUAUUUGAUCGUCAUCAACUCCGCGAUCGACGAACCAUUCGUCCAGAAAGUGUUCGAAGAUUUGUGGAAGAUGCAGAUCGCCAACGUUGUGUUGAUUGGGAUCGUGGCAAACAAGCCCCGAAUGUGGACGUAUUUCCCAUUCUCUGACGGAAACUGCAGACAGGCUCGUUUGACCCAGUUGAGCCCAGAUGACGAACUAUACCCGGAUAAGAUUGCUAGCUUCCAUGGCUGUCAGCUGAAGGUAGGAUCGUUUGAAACCCGCCCCUUCACGAUCAUGGAUCGUUCGGUCGAAGGAGAGUUACGGAUGACUGGAUUUGAGGGUGAUCUACUGGAUCUGUUGAAGGCAAAACUGGACUUCACCACUCAGAUCUACGAACCGGAGAACGGCGAACAGUGGGGCUACGCUCUUCAGCAGAACAGUACCGGACUAGUUCGGAUGAUCCAGGAGGAAGAAGUUGAUUUCGGAAUUUCUUGUAUGGGAAUUUCUGUGGCCCGAAAUGAAGUGUUGAAGGCUGGAAUUGCUCACUACACGACGGCGUUGGUCCUGGCUGUUCCCAAAGGUCGCCCUUACACAGCGCUGGAAAAGUUGUUUCACCCAUUUCAGGUGGAAGUUUGGUGGUGUAUCGCCACCGUAUUACUGGGAUCAACGAUCGUCAUUGCCAACGUUGAACAGGCCGACGAAGCCAUUCGAAACUUUGUCUACGGUAGAGGAGUCCAAGCGCCGUAUCUAAACCUCAUUCGCAUAUUCUUUUCCAUCAGCAUGCACAGGCUUCCAACCAGGAACUUUGCCCGAACUCUCCUCUUCUACUGGAUCUUCUUCUGUUUUGUGAUCCAGUCCUUGUACCAGGGAGCGCUGUAUCGUUACCUCCAGAAGGACUCCACGCUGCCUCCCUCGAAAUCUAUGGCGGAAAUCGAUCGCACCGACGCCCUGUACUACGUAGUGGAAAGUGCCGAACGCUACUACAGCUCGUUCCCCCACCGUUACCAGAGAGUUCACCACCUACCUCAAGAGAAGAACAACAUCAUCAAUCGCCUCCGGUGGAUGAUGCACCAUCCGGAGUCGACGGAUGUCGUGAUGGGCGCGCUGGAUCACAUGGCUCACCAUAACCAUCUGUACCGCAGGAAGGGAGGCUUCAUCGACGUCUGCCGGGAGUUCGUGUCGACCUACACGGUGGCCAUCUACUACCCGAAAAGGUCCAUGUUGACGCAGCGGUUCGACUGGGAGAUCAUGAUGAUCCAAGCUUCAGGGCUGAUGAGCUACUACAUCAACCGGUAUGGAGACUAUGACUUCUUCGGAAAGGUGAACGAAGCUUCGCAGCCUAAGAAGUUGAGCUGGGAACACUUGUCGGCGGUGUUCGAGUUCUGUGGCGCUCUGCUGGGGCUGUGUGGAGUGAUAUUUGUGAUGGAGGUCGUUUCGGAUCGGUAUCCUUCGGUUAGAAGGGUGUUUUGGAGGCUAUGUUGCAGAGGAGAAAUUGAAGACUUGGAGUUGUCUCUAUAG
This is a messenger RNA of Aedes albopictus (Asian tiger mosquito), 1865 nucleotides long. RefSeq lists its product as uncharacterized. The transcript has a single exon. NCBI's taxonomy places the organism in Eukaryota, Metazoa, Arthropoda, Insecta, Diptera, Culicidae. The coding region runs from base 3 to 1865 and encodes 620 amino acids. Gene Ontology annotation, molecular function: ligand-gated monoatomic ion channel activity. The record is from RefSeq and is a predicted model, not a curated record. Gene Ontology annotation, cellular component: membrane.